AUGACUGAUUCACUCAUACUAGUUGCUAUUCAACUAAUAUGUAUUAUUGUUCCUUUUAUCAUUAUCAUUGGAAUCAUAGGUAAUUCAAUUAAUAUUAUCGUACUUACGCGAUCAGCUUUGUACAAUCAUUCGUGUUCACGUUAUUUUCUUGCACUUGCUGAUUUAACUAAAAUUUCAAUUCUAUCAUGUAAAUUUAUUCAAUAUAUAACUGGUGUAUGUGUAGUUAUAUCACCUUAUUUUAUUGUUUUGGCAUCUAUUGAUCGAUAUUGUGCAAGUUCAAAAAAUAUUCAACGACGAAAAUUUAGUAAUUGACUUUAUUAUAUUAAUUAUUUUGUAUUAAUUGAUCUUCGAAAAGAUGAUUCGUUUGGAUGUGCUAUACGAGGUGAUACAAUUUAUAAACAAAUUUAUCCAAUAACACAAGUUAUGGUUUUUGCUAUUAUUCCACCAUGUCUUAUGGGAUUUUUUGGUGGAAUGACUAUAUAUAAUAUGAAACAUAUACGUUUUCUUCCGAGAGUAGCUGUACGUUAUCGUCGAACUGAAAAUCAACUUGGUCGAAUGCUUCUUCUUCAAGUUGGUACUUAUAUUGUACUAACACUUCCUUUAUCUAUUGCAUAUUUAAUAUUAGUUUUACCAAAUUCAUUUAAAACUACAACAAAAUUUCAAUUUAUGUAUUUAAUAUGUCAACUUUUUUUUUAUUUAUCAUGUGUUACAGCAUUUAUUUUAUAUUUUUUUUCAGCUGAUAUAUAUCGACAUGAAUGUAUUCGAUUGAUAUGUCGAAUGGGUCAAAUUUAUCGUGAAACUCGUCUACAUUUAUCAAGAACUCCGAAUAGUAUUCUACCAAUGAAUACUACUUCGAAUAAUACACGAGCAGCUAUAGCAGUUAAUUCGAAAAGAUAUUAA
Molecule: messenger RNA, 900 nt
Organism: Rotaria sp. Silwood1
Lineage: Eukaryota; Metazoa; Rotifera; Eurotatoria; Philodinida; Philodinidae
Source: the annotation of a GenBank genome assembly